CACCAAUUAUUGUCGGUGUUGUGUAACUGUGUAAGUACAAAGUUGUGUUAACACGACAAAAUGGUGGACCAGCCCGUGUUGUCGGUUCGCCCGUGAUAAUCGUCUCGUACUCUCGUUGACUGUCGUAGGUGAAGCGGUUUAGCGGAUACUCCAUAGAAAACUGAGAAAAGCUACUGCUGGAUUAAGAACGCAAGUGCUGAUCUCCGUCCGCCAGACGUGCCUGAGAACACUAAACGCGCGCUCGCGGUUUUGGUUCGGUGACAUUUGAAAACGAUCACCGUGGAUUCUUUCUAUGCACAUACGUUAUUUCCAUGAAAUCUCCUAUGUCCGAUUGGGUUAAGAAAAAUGACAGUUUUAUCGUCAGCAGAGACAGCUGAACAGCCACCACGCAAGAAGUUGUGUUUAUCAGCAUCCAGGCAACUACAAUCUAAAUCCUAUGCACUCUCUCAACUUAACCCGAUGGCAUCACCUCUUGAUCAGCCUGUUAUCCGGCAUAUCAAGCAACAGCAACAACUACAGCAGCAACAGCAGCAGCAGCAAAUAAACUGUUCUUGUGACAAUGAAAGCAAUGGAUCCCCUGGUGUGGCAACUUUAUGCAAUCUUGGUAACACUUGUUUUCUAAAUAGUGUUUUGUACACAUUGCGAUUUGCACCUUCAUUUUUGCACAAUCUUCAUCACCUAAUCACUGAGUUACAAGAGAUCACUGGGCGGUCGACAAAUGGACUCAAGGGAAAAUGCUCUUCUCUGGGUAGAAGUACUAGCUCAGUUAGCAGCAAAAUGUGGAACUUUCAAUCAUCAUUAAAUGUUAGCAUGAAUGAUCUAAAAAUUAUACAAGUUACUGAACGUCUUCAUCAAGUAUUUGAAGCAUUACAUAAUUGUGAGCUCAAAGAUAAUUCAGAUCCAUAUCAACCUGAAGUAUUUUUGCAAUCUUUAAGAGAUGUCAAUCCAAUUUUUGAAGGAAAUCAACAACAUGAUGCCCAUGAACUACUUGUCUGUUUGUUAGAUAAUAUUCGAGAAGGAUGUAAAUUAGUCAUGCAGCAUUCUGCUCAAGUGAAUUGUUUUGUUGCACCUGCUCCAGUUAUUCAACCUGUUGCACCUAAUAAAUUGAAAAAAUUUUCUGGACAAGUACGAAAAUCUUUAAAAAUUGCAUCCAGUAGUAAAACACGACCAGUCAAUGGCAUUCUUCCACCCAAUGUUAAUAUUACUAGUGAUAAAGUGGUUUUACCCGAAAAUGACAAUUUUGCUGAUGACAAACAAAUGUAUGUAGUUAAUGGAACUACAAAUGCAGUCCAAUCUGAUGAAAAUGAAAGCAUUCCUAGUGGCAGCAGUAAUAGUAGUAGUAGUACAUCAAUGUUUGAUGAUUUCCAAGGUGUAUCCUUACUUCGUACCACAUGUUUAGAAUGUGAAUUUGUUACAGAACGAAAAGAGAGUUUUUGUGACAUCUGUGUUCCUAUAAAUGGUUUAACUAAUGGAGACAUAUCACCUGAAAAUGAAUUCAACCCAUAUGAUUAUGACAAUGUAAACAAAUUAUAUCAUUCUGCAAUAGUGACUGAAGAAUAUUUACAAGACACUGAUAAAUAUUGGUGUGAACAGUGUUGUCGAUAUAAUGAAGCUAAACGAAGUGUUGGAUAUGAAAGUUUACCUCGAUUAUUGACAUUACAUUUAAAACGAUUUUGCACCAACUAUAGAGCUGUUGUGUCAAAAGUGAAUGAACAUAUGCCAACUCCUUUAACAUUGGAGUGUUUUUGUGAAGAGUGUUUAUCUCUCAAUUCACAACAACAAACUCGAGCACAUAGUUACCAGCUGUACGCCAUAAUAAUGCAUUUGGGUGCUACAAUUGCUUCUGGGCAUUAUGUUGCAUACGUUAAGGCUCAGGACAAUCUUGACGAGUAUAUUAACUGUCCUCGUGAUCGACGCAAGACUGGAAGUCUCUCAGUCACACCCAAUGGUACUUUACCGGCAAAUUAUAAAAAAUCAUCAAUAUCAAAUGGUCUUUUUCGAUUUCUAAAAAUAUCUUCGAAAACAUCUUCGGGUGCUCCUAAUAGUCAGUCAAGUGAUUCAAUUGAUGACUCAGGAAAAGUUUCUUCGAUAGGACGGUGGUGCCGUAGUCUAGAAUGCUGUGGAGUUAGAAUAUUAGAUAACUCAGAAAGUGGAGAUAGUGUGUGGUUAGAGUGUGAUGACGAAACAGUAAGAACUAUGUCGGUUGCACAAUUAACACAAAUUUUAGAAUCCAAAUCAUCCAAGAACUCAGCAUUAACUCCGUAUUUAUUAUUUUAUGUUAAAGUGAACCGCAGUGAAUAAUGAAUUAUUUACAUCCAUAUUAAUAAAAAACAUGGUAAUGUUCAUCUUGUGACAAAUUAUAAAUCAGAACUUCAAGUGUUGGCACCUUUACCAAAGACUAAUAUUUAAGCACACUUUGCCACUAUAAUAACUUUUAAUAUUUUAAAGUUAACUAUACACAGAAUAUUUAAAAUUUUUAUUAUUAAAUUAUACAAUUACUUAGUAUAAUCAACUCCACCAUUACAUAAAAUAUACUAUAUCUAAUUUAAAUUAAAUAUAUAUACGAUUAUCAUAAAUAUUAAACUAUAUCUUUUAACUUAAAGCAAUAAUUUAUAAUAUUUUAUUUUUAAAGACGUAUUGAUGAUUGAUGACUGUAUUAUUGUAUAUUAUUUAGCAGCAUAGUUAGGAUUCUAUUAAUCUUUGUUAUUCAAAAUGAUUGUAUUACUAAGCAAUAAAAAGUAUUUUAUAACUUGGAAUAAAGUUGACAACUAAAAUUAAAAAUAAUUUUGAUAAACGUUAGACAUUAUUAAAUAUUUAAUAUAUUAUGAAAAUUACUAGAGUAUACUUAAUAGUAGUAACAUUCAUUAUUAUACAUCAUUAUUUAAAUUAUUUGUGUGCCAAAUUCUAAAAUACUUUUUGUUCUUUUAAUGUAUUAAAAGAAAAUAACGGCUGUGGUAAAUUUUGAUGUAAAUAAAUUAGAUAUUUUGUGUUAAUUUCACAUUAAAAUCAUUUAGAUUAAAAAAAAUUAUAAGGUUUCACAAACAAUUAAUUUUAAAAACUGAACUUGUUAGAACUGUCCUUAUGUCUUUUUUGUAAUAUUCACAUGUUACAACACAGUUAUGUAGUCAGCUGUGUGGCAUUCCUCAAUUAAUUGUAGUAAACAUUAGAAUAGGUGUAUUCAUACAUAAAUGUUCAUUAUUGGUAAUAAUCCCUUAUACACAAGUAUAAUUUUUAAACUAUUUAUAUAUUGUGAAAAUAUUAAAAUUAAAUUUGUGUUUAUCUCAAUAACACAUCAUAGCUUUAAUAUUGUGAUGAUUAUUAUUAUAGCGUUAAAUUUUUAUAUCUUCUAUGAGUCCUAAAAUUUUUAUAAGUAUGGCAUACGGCGUUAUUUAAAAAUAAUUUUGUUUAUUAAUCAUUUAUAAGACUAAAAGCUUGAUAAAUAUUGGAUUAUAUUAUUCAAAAUAUUUAUUUUGCCUAUGUUUGAUUGUAUUCAAUAGUGGUAGGUUUUUUUUAAGAGUUUUUAAUUAUUGAUGUGAAGCCUUAUGAUUAAUUAUUUGCUUUUUAUAAAUGUGAUAAAUUUGUUACUAUAGACUGUUAGAUUCCAAUUAAGCAUUAGCAAUUUCUCACAAAAUUAAAUUAAAAUCUAAGUUCUAAUUAUGCACAACUCCUAUAUUUAAAGAAAUAAACGUAAAAUGUAUUAUAAUGAAAGAUCAUUUUUGAAUAAAAAUAACUUAAUUGUAAAAACUGCUAGUGAAUAGAGUCAGUUAUAUGUUCUUUGAAUUGGAAAUUGAUUACCUUAUUUUUGUUUAAACAUAUUAAAAUAAUUAUAAUUGCAUAAAUAAGAAAAAAAUAUGCUAAUAAUUUUACUCUCAAGGUAGGUCUAUAAUGAUAAGUUAGAAUACUUGAUGUUUAUAAAUAAAAUAUUAAGUUGUAUUUAAAUAAUGUAAAUAUUAAUUAUGUUAUUUCAAAAUAUAAUGUCAGUGUCCUCAAUAUUAUGAUUGGUACCUAUUUACGUAUUUUUUGUUUUAAAAAACAAUUGUAUAAGAGAACUCAUAAUUUUUUGUCUUCCUUAAAUAUAAUUGGCUCAAGUAAUUUUUUGUUUUCUCAUUUCAAAUCUCAUUUCCAUAUACCUAUGCUUAUAUUUUAAACAAUUUUUAUUUUAAUUUAGAUAUAAAUGAUUAUGUAUCUAUAUUUAUUUUUAUGGUUGCAUAUUGUUAUGGCUUAAAAUUGUGAUUAAAAGAAAAUUAUUUCUGUUUACCCAUG
Molecule: messenger RNA, 4263 nt
Organism: Rhopalosiphum padi (bird cherry-oat aphid)
Lineage: Eukaryota; Metazoa; Arthropoda; Insecta; Hemiptera; Aphididae
Gene: Usp1
Product: ubiquitin carboxyl-terminal hydrolase 1
Exons: 8
Coding region: 346-2301 (651 amino acids)
Biological process (GO): protein deubiquitination
Cellular component (GO): cytosol; nucleus
Molecular function (GO): cysteine-type deubiquitinase activity; cysteine-type endopeptidase activity
Source: RefSeq, a predicted model, not a curated record